Prinia subflava (tawny-flanked prinia) is the source of this 1083-nucleotide messenger RNA. RefSeq names its product actin like 10 (gene ACTL10). The record is from RefSeq and is a predicted model, not a curated record. The transcript has a single exon. NCBI's taxonomy places the organism in Eukaryota, Metazoa, Chordata, Aves, Passeriformes, Cisticolidae. Bases 1 to 1083 code for a protein of 360 amino acids.
AUGCUGAGGCCCGCCGUGGUCAUUGACAGCGGCAGCCACUUCACCCGGGGGGGCUUCGCGGGCCAGGAGCAGCCCCAGUGCGUGCUGAGGACGGUGCUGGUGCACUCCUGGCACCACGCCCCUGCCCCGGACAGCCGGGGGGGAGCCCCCCGCUCCUACCCGCUCAAGGGCGGCGUCGUGGAGGACUGGGACGGCAUGAAAGUCCUGUGGAGCCACCUCCUCUGCUGCUGCCUCAAGGUGGUCCCCGAGGAGCACCCGGUGCUCCUGGCCGAGCCCCCGUCCUGCCCCGCCGCCGGCAGGGAGAAGGCGGCCGAGGUGCUCUUCGAGAGCUUCAGGGUGCCCGCGCUGCACGUGGCCAACAGCGGGUUCCUGUCGCUGUGCGCCCACGGCAGGGUCAGCGGGCUGGCCGUGGAGGCGGGGGCGGCCAUGUCCCACGUCACCCCCGUCUCGGAGGGCCAGACCCUGCGGAAAGGCGCCCGCUGCCUGGGGGUGGCCGGGGACCACCUGUCCAGGCACCUGCACCGCCUGCUGCGGGACGGCCCCGCCGAGCCCUGGCUGCUGCAGGCCCUGACCAAGAAGGUGCUGACCCAGCUGAAGGAGCAGUACUGCUAUGUGUCCCUGGACUACGAGGGAGACCUCCAGGAGAAGGGCUCCCAGCAGCCAGCCAGGUUCCAGACCCCCGACGGGCGCUGGAUAACGCUGGGCAAGGAGCGCUUCUGCUGCCCCGAGCCGCUGUUCCGGCCCGAGCUGCUGCACCACAGCUGCCCCGGGCUGCACCAGCUGGCGGGGCAGAGCCUGCAGGCGCUGCCCGAGCCCCUCAGGAGGCACCUGCUGGGCAACAUCGUGCUCUCAGGGGGCUCCUCCAUGUUCCCCGGCUUUCCCGAGAGGAUGUGCUUGGAGCUGAACUCCCUUUUCCGAGGCACGGGCGUGCACGUGGAGGUGCUGGCCAACCCCAGGAGGGGCACGGCGGCCUGGGCCGGGGGCUCCAUGGCAGCCUCGCUCACCUCCUUCCGCCACACGUGGAUGACACAGGGCGAGUACCAGGAGCACGGCGCCCAGUACGUGCACACGAAAUUCCAGUAG